Molecule: messenger RNA, 1934 nt
Organism: Falco peregrinus (peregrine falcon)
Lineage: Eukaryota; Metazoa; Chordata; Aves; Falconiformes; Falconidae
Gene: ARTN
Product: artemin
Exons: 4
Coding region: 331-1023 (230 amino acids)
Molecular function (GO): glial cell-derived neurotrophic factor receptor binding; receptor tyrosine kinase binding; growth factor activity
Source: RefSeq, a predicted model, not a curated record
GGCGGCCCGGGGCGCGCACCCGCCCGCCCGCCGCAGGCAGGGCCCGGGGGGCCGGCGGGCCGUGAGGGCUGGCCCCGGGGGGGAGCCUGGGCUGUGCCCCGGCCGCCGGCUCCGGCCAGGGGAGCACGUGUGAAGCGGGGCCGAGCGGAGGCGGCCCUGGGAUUUGGCACGUUUGCAAGGAGCACUCGAGAGCCCCGAGAUGGACGUGGAGGGCCCUGGGCGGUGACGUAAGGACUCGCACGGGCUCGGCUCGGCUCGCCAGCCGGCCCCCAUGUCCCCGGGGCCUGCGACGGCCCCGGCGGAGGGAGGCAGGGAGACGGCGGAGCCAGCAUGGAGCAGCGAGCAGGGCCACCAGAGCCGAGACCUGCAGGACCCACCACGCACCUGCAGCCCAAGGAGGGGACAUUGUGGAAGCUUCUUACCAUCCUCUCACUGCUGGCCGGGCUGGCCACGGGCACUCUGCAAACCCCACACUGCAAUGAGACGCUGGACACGGCCCCCACGCCGCGGGGCAUGGCCACCGCCAGCCCAGCUGUGGAGGAUGGCGUGGAGGUACCGCUCACCGCUGCCUGGAGCCAGCUGUACGGGGACAACAUGACGACGGGUGGCCCGGGCACCACAGAGCUGGUGGAGGACCUGCUGCUGCGUGCUGAGCGCUCACCGCCGGGGACCAGCAAAAACAAGAAGGGGUCAGGGAAACCCUUACGGGCAGCCCGUGGGCGCAACUGCCACAUCCGCAACCUGAUGGUGAAGGUGCGCGACCUGGGCUUGGGCUUCAACUCGGACGAGAUUGUGCUUUUCAAGUACUGCAGUGGGUCCUGCCACCGAGCACGCAGCAACUACGACCUGACGCUGGGCAGCCUGCUGCGGCAGCAGCUCAUCACCCCGGGGCCGCAGGAGCGGGUCCUCAGCCACCCCUGCUGCCGGCCCACCCGCUACGAGGCUGUCUCCUUCAUGGAUGUGCAGAACACAUGGCAGACGGUGGAGAAGCUCUCAGCAGCCGAAUGCAGAUGCAUUGGUUGAGGAGGGGGCCACCAGCUCAGCUCAGCCCUGGCUCGAUGCUUGGUGACAGACCCUAGUUUGCCACGCUCAGUUGCACCGGCGCUCAGAGGAAUGGUCUGGCAGAGGCUGGUGCCCCUGGUUUUACGUGGCCACGAGGGACGAAAUGGAGCCGUGACAGGGGAUGGGCAGCCAAGCCCCCUCCUGCUCGGUGCCAUGCAGCUGGUGCUGCCAGGGUCCUGCCUGGGUGCACCCCGGCUCGUUAACCCUGGGAGAGGAGCUGGAGCAGGUAUGGAGCAUCCCUGCUGCUGGCAGAGGCCUGCCAGCCCAGUGUCCGCCAGCAGUGCCCAGCUUGGCUGCACCCUGCUUGGACUGCUGCUCUGGCACUCCCUGCUUUAGGGUAGCCGGGUCCAAGUGUCACCCAAGCUUCAGAGUGGGACAGAAGAGGAGCAAAACCUCCUGUCCCCUCGGGCACCCUGGGGCUGGUGGUGGCCGGAGCUGCCCUGCAGGGCGGGAGCAUCCCCGAGGACAGGAGUGCAGCGGGGCCAGCCAAACCACACCAGCGCACAGGGUGGGGGACCUGCACCCACCGGGGCUGGUGGCAGCCCUCGGUGCUCCGGUGGGGCACAGGCACUCACGGGGACCCCUGCCCGGCUCCCAGGGGGGUGGCAGGGCCCCCCCGCAGCCCCCACCAUGCUGCGGCACUAAACUAUUUAUUACUCUAAAUUAUUUAUUUAUUGUUCUCGAGCGGCAGCUCCUAUUUAUGACUUUGGGCCCCCGGGGGCCGAGUUAAUUUAACCCCAGCGCUGCCGUGAAGCCCUGGGCAGCGCCCCGGCGCCCCGUGCCCCCCGCCCCCUUUUUCUAUUAUUUGUAAAAUGGGAGGGAUAAGCUCUAUUUUUGUACAGUCGCCUUUUCCCGUAGCAAUAAAGCGAUGG